AUGGAGAAAAGGCUAAGGGAGCUGACCGAGCAAGUUGAAGGGCUUAAGAAACAAGCCACCCCGGAUGCUUACUCACUGGUCGGGCGUCACCCCUAUCCGCUUGAGAUCAUGACAACACCGCUUCCGAUAGGGUUCAAGCCACCUCCCUUUGAUCGGUAUGAUGGGACUACCAACCCGACCGACCACAUCAACUACUUCAACGCAAUGAUGACCAUGUACGGUGGGACAGAGAUUGUUUCUUGCCGAGCUUUCCCCUCGUCCCGAAUGGGUGCGACAACUUCUUGGUUCUCUUGGCUACCACCAAACUCUAUUACAAGCUUUGCCCAACUUUGUCGAGCCUUCGUCACGCGUUUCCAAAGUAGCAUGAAGCAUAAGAAGAUGACAGUGAACCUCUUCAGCGUGAAGCAGAGGUCGGACGAGUUGAUCCGGUCGUACGUCUCUUGGGUCAACAAAGAAUCCCUAGAUGUUAGGGACCUGGAUGAAGCCACAGCUCACACCGCGAUGAGCAAUGGACUUGCACAUGAGGACCUGAUCAAGGACCUGGCUCAAAAAUCGACCAAAAGUAUGGCCGAGCUCCUUGACAGCUGUAACAAGUUCUCAAACAUGGAAGACGUCCUCCAAGCACGCAAGGGGAAAGAAAGCAAAAGUGAGAAGAAGAGGUCAUCCACUGGCGACCGAAAAGAUGAGAAGAGGACCCGGACUGAUUGUCGAUCUAAAAGGGCUGACCGAGCUCGAAGUCCCAACUACACUCCCUUGAAUGCGUAG
Telopea speciosissima is the source of this 765-nucleotide messenger RNA. RefSeq lists its product as uncharacterized. NCBI's taxonomy places the organism in Eukaryota, Viridiplantae, Streptophyta, Magnoliopsida, Proteales, Proteaceae. The transcript has a single exon. The record is from RefSeq and is a predicted model, not a curated record. The coding region runs from base 1 to 765 and encodes 254 amino acids.